Molecule: messenger RNA, 1279 nt
Organism: Aphidius gifuensis
Lineage: Eukaryota; Metazoa; Arthropoda; Insecta; Hymenoptera; Braconidae
Product: probable palmitoyltransferase ZDHHC24
Exons: 1
Coding region: 341-1195 (284 amino acids)
Molecular function (GO): palmitoyltransferase activity
Source: RefSeq, a predicted model, not a curated record
UAUAAACGGUCUUGCAUAGAAAUCUUGCACAGUGGAAAACCUUCUUAAGUUCUUAAGUAGUUAAAUUAUAAAUAGAUAUUUUGUGCAAUUUUGUGUUGUAGCAACCAAUGGAAUAUUAAAUUACCUUGUCAAAAUAUUGUUAAAUAAUUAAACGAAUUAAAAAAUGUCUACUAUCUGACAAUAGUCAUAAUUUUAAAAUUUAUUAAGUUAUAAAAUAUAUAAUCAUCAGCAACAGUGAAGUUUUACAAAAAUCAUUUUUUCUUAUCAACAACAUAAACAAAUAACCCAACCUCAACUGCCGGUAUUUUUUUUUACAAAUUUUAAUUAAAAAAUAAAAAAAAUGAGAAAACAAUUUUGGCCAAAAAGUCCAGGUGAUGCGACAUCAAUGGUGUUUGUUUUGUUGAUAAUGCCUUCAGUUUAUAUGUUUGAGCUAACAAUUGUACUGCCAGAAUUAUAUCCAACCACAUCACUGGUGUAUUAUUUACAUUUUAUAUUUGGUACAUUUUUAAUGAUGAACAUUGUGGGUAAUUACAUCUAUUCUGUGCUAUGUGACACCAGUACAAGAACAACAAUAAUACAACAAUCAUUGAGUGAAUCAAGAAUCCAAGAAGGCUGGCAAUUUUGUUCAGCAUGUGAGUCAAUAGCUCCACCACGUUCUUGGCACUGUUCAACAUGUGAAAUAUGCAUUUUAAAACGUGAUCAUCAUUGCAUGUUUACUGGCUGUUGUGUUGGACAUUUUAAUCAUCGUUACUUCACAAUGUUUCUAUUGUAUCUAUUUAUUGCUACAACAUACUCAUUUAUUUAUAACAGCUAUUUUCUAUGGGGUCGUAUUCAUUUUCAAUUUCCAUUAUCAAUUAUUAAAUUUAUAUUUCCAUUUGCAAUAUUUGCAUUUGGAUUUGAUGAUUCAAUGGAACAAUUGUACUUGAUGUUUUACAUUGUGUGUGUCAUUGGAAUGAUAUUUACUGGUGUACUCAGUGUUUAUCAUGUUCAUCUGAUAUUAUCUGGAAGUGUUGCACAUGAAAAAUCAAAAAACAUUACAAAAUACAAUAAUGGCUGGCGUGAUAAUAUUAUUCAAGUAUUUGGUGACAAAUGGUAUUUGACUUGGAUAACACCUUUCAUCAAAUCAACUCUUCCACAUGAUGGAACAAAUUGGCCACCAUCAGCCACAUGGAAAGAAGAUUCAAAAAAUAGAUGAAAAUAGUAUUUAGUAUUUCACUUUUUUUUUAUGAUAUCUAUUAUUAUUGGGUUCGUGCGUCAACAUUUUUUAUUUAUGUAUAUA